Molecule: messenger RNA, 258 nt
Organism: Dracunculus medinensis (Guinea worm)
Lineage: Eukaryota; Metazoa; Nematoda; Chromadorea; Rhabditida; Dracunculidae
Source: the annotation of a GenBank genome assembly
CAUUACAGAUGUGCACCUAAAGUUCGAUCUCUCGUUACUAUCGGUGCAUUACUUGUAUUAGCUGCAGCUUUAGCUACACUUAUUUUCACCUUACCUCUAUGUAUCGCAACUUGUGCAUCAUGUCUCAAUGCUAAAAAGGCAAAUAAAAAUGCGAAACGAGUCUAUACAGAAAGUCAAAAUCAACCAUCGAAAGAUCAACAAAUGCAAACUUUAUCCUAUAAUCCAUAUGCUUAUUGGCCAUAUUAUGGACGAAGCUAA